Molecule: messenger RNA, 2047 nt
Organism: Ceutorhynchus assimilis (cabbage seed weevil)
Lineage: Eukaryota; Metazoa; Arthropoda; Insecta; Coleoptera; Curculionidae
Source: the annotation of a GenBank genome assembly
GAAAAAGACAACAAUUAGUUACUAGUAAACUUUAAUUUAAUUUGAAAAUACAAAAUAAAUAAAUAGUUUAAUUUAAUUAACAAGUUUUCAAUAGAAUAUUUAAGUACAAUGGAAAGUCCUGAGCAAGAGGUAACGGCAGAUUCUUUGAAGGAACUAGGAAAUCAGGCAGUUAAAGAAAACAAAUUCGAGGAGGCAGCCCUUCAGUAUACUUACGCAAUAAAAUUAGAUCCUCAAAACUUUACAUUGUACAGUAAUAGGUCUUUUGCUUAUCUCAAAUUGAAGCAUUAUUAUUUGGCUUUAAAUGAUGCUAAGGAAACUAUUGCAUUGAAUCCUGUAUGGGCAAAGGGUUAUUUUAGAAAAGGUGAAGUUGAAUAUGCAACAAGUCACUACAGUGCAGCUUACGAUUCCUACAAAAAUGCAUUUAAAUAUAAACCCGACGACAGUAACAUAAUAGAUGCCUUAAGUAAAUCCGCAAAGCAAUUGUUAAAACAAAGAACCAUAGAAAAGCAAAUCCCGUGGGUUGGAGCUGGUAUGGGAAUUAUUAUCGGUGUCACUAUGUUGGUAGCAGACUUUAUGACCACAAAAAAUCCUACUCAUCCACUUUUAAUGGCCUUUAUAACAAUAGCUAUAUCAUUAAUUGGAUAUGCAAUUGCUAGAGGCUAUAGAACCUAUAUGAGACAUCAGAGAAAAGCCUUGCUUGAGCCGCCUCCUGAUCUAGAAGACAAAAGCAAUAAGGAAGAAGAAGAAAAAGAAGAAAUAAAAAGAACUCCAAGAUAUACUAAGUCGCAAGCAAGACUGAGAUAUAAAAAAGGCAAAGCAUAGAAUUUAUUUUGGUUUACUUGAUAAUUAUUUAGAGUUAUGGACCAGGUUUCAGUUUUGGUUAGGUAUUUUUCAUUUAAGGAAUUUACAUAGACUGUUAAAUAUUUCCUUUUUGCAUUCCAUAAGCAUAAGUAACUGAUUUUAAUAUGGACCAUAUCUAUAUCUUCCUUUUUUGACCAAGUUUUCCAUUAUUUUGAUUCAAUAGUCAAUAGACAAUUAUAGUUUUCAAUUUUCAAUGAUUUGCACUUUUUAUUAAUCUUAAGUGAUAUAAGUAAUUUGUUUAAUCUAGUCAAGAAUUUUUUAAAAAUCUUAGGUUCUAAAAAUCAUAGGUAGGUACUUGUUUUAAUUAUUGUAUUAAAAAUAUGAAAAUUCCAUUUAAUAAUGAUGUUUUUUUUAACCGUUGUAGUUUAGGAAUAAUCAUAAAUAUCGCUUGUCGUUAAAAUUAUAGUUGAAGCCGUUUGAAUUCUAAAUUGAAUUUUUCCACAACAAGCUGCUAUCAAUGAGCCCAAUCAGUCACUUGCAAUAAGUACCAAGAAUCAAUACUUUGUCUCCAUUGUGAUAUUCUCGAUACUCUGAUUUUUGAACCAGAUUAUCUUUAUUUCUAGUGAAGUAUAUUUUCAAAUGAUGUUUUUUUAACUCUGAGCUAUGCCACUAUCUUUGACUGUCUUUGUAUAAACGCAAAUGUCUUGAUUAACGAGAUUCGAGAAAGAAAGUUAGUGAGCCUCUAGCAUUCAGACGAUGUACCAAUAGGCUAACAGUAGACGAAAGGAAGGAAGAAUCAAUUAUAUUGUGGAACAAAUUAAACAAGAACCUAAUCAAUAUUAUCUUUCGACUAAUAAAUAAAAAUGACUCGUCAAAACGAGCGAGCAAUAGACUGUUGUCCCAUUCUCUCUCCAAAUACACCUCGUCCUACUUAAAACAAGAUUUUUCAGGAACCUACGUUCGUUGAAGCGACCCAACCGAAUUCAUAUGACAAGCGUAGAUAGGGUUCUUACUUCUAAAUGAUGUUAUCAAAUAUUAGUUCAAGGUCCGCUAUCUCAUCAAGUCGGUCUAGGGAUGCCACCUUGAAAAGUAAGUUGAACCAGAAAAAAAAAAUCCUUAUUGAAAAAAAAAAAAAAAAACUGAAAAAGAAAGUCCUACAAAUCUGAUAACAGAUGCAUUAAGUACACUCUAUCUAUACACAAGUCUCCACUGGCAUCACCGGAUGAUGCUUCAGGGUUGAGAGAUC